Molecule: messenger RNA, 9058 nt
Organism: Mytilus californianus (California mussel)
Lineage: Eukaryota; Metazoa; Mollusca; Bivalvia; Mytilida; Mytilidae
Product: GATOR complex protein NPRL3-like
Exons: 29
Coding region: 122-2902 (926 amino acids)
Biological process (GO): negative regulation of TOR signaling; cytoplasmic translation
Cellular component (GO): cytoplasm
Molecular function (GO): GTP binding; GTPase activity
Source: RefSeq, a predicted model, not a curated record
UCCGAAAUACAACAUGUCUGCUCCCAUGGAUCACUCACGAUUUUUAUUUUUGUGCAUUUAUUUUUCAUUCUGAACAGUAACAUAUUUUUUUAAACCCUCAAAGUUCUGAACAAAAAACAAAAUGGGAAUCUUAGAAAAAAUUGGAGAGAUAGAGCGGGAAAUAGGCCGAACUCAGAAAAAUAAAGCAACUGAGUACCAUCUAGGGUUGUUGAAGGCAAAAUUGGCAAAGUACAGACAGCAAUUACUAGAACCUCAAGGCAAAGCUGGAGCUAAGGGUGAAGGUUUUGAUGUUAUGAAAUCAGGAGAUGCACGAGUAGCACUCAUUGGUUUCCCGUCCGUUGGUAAGUCUACUCUGUUGAACACUCUAACAACAACACACAGUGAAUCAGCUGGUUAUGAGUUUACCACACUGACUUGUAUACCUGGUGUAAUUGAGUAUAACGGUGCAAAUAUACAGUUACUUGAUUUACCUGGUAUCAUUGAAGGUGCUGCUCAAGGUAAAGGUAGAGGGAGACAGGUUAUAGCAGUGGCCAGAACAGCUGAUGUUGUUAUCAUGAUGUUAGAUGCCACCAAAGGAGAAAAGCAGAAGGAACUAUUGACAAUGGAGUUGGAAAGUGUUGGAAUCAGAUUAAACAGAAGAAAACCAAAUAUAUAUUUCAAGCCGAAAAAAGGUGGAGGAAUAUCAUUUAAUUCAACAUUAACGCUGACAAAAUGUAAUGAAAAAUUAUGUCAGAUGAUUUUACAUGAAUGGAAAAUUUUUAAUGCUGAAAUAUUAUUUAGAGAUGACUGUACAUCAGAUGAAUUUGUAGAUGUUAUACUGGGAAGUCGUGUAUAUAUGCCUUGUAUAUAUGUGUAUAAUAAAAUAGAUCAGAUUUCUAUCGAGGAAGUUGACAGAUUAGCAAGAAAACCUCAUUCUGUAGUUGUAAGUUGCAAUAUGAAUUUGAAUCUUGAUUAUUUAUUGUCAACGACAUGGGAAUAUUUGGCCUUAGUGAGAGUCUACACAAAGAAAAGAGGAGAAAGACCAGAUUUUGAAGGUGGACUGAUUUUAAGAAGAGGAUGUACAUUAGAACAUGUAUGCCAUAAAAUCCAUAGAACCAUGGUGAACACAUUUAAGUAUGGUCUAGUUUGGGGCCGAAGUGUAAAGUACAGUCCACAGAGAGUAGGAAUACAUCAUAAAAUGUGUCAUGAUGAUGUGGUACAGAUUAUAAAGAAAUUUUGCAUGAUGACAGAUUUUGACCCGGUCUCUAUUUUGUUGGUGACUUCGGGAACAAGAGGUGAAAGAUUGCUAUUUCAGUAUCCAAAUUUUGAAAUAGCAAGAACCCACCAAGAUAUUGCUAAAUCUAAAAGAAGAAAUGUUUACAGUGUACGGAUAGCAGAAGAUGUUGUCACAGUAUCAAGUCCAGUAAACAGCAGCAACACUGGGACUUUAUCUGGAUUUUCCAAGGCAAUUUUAGCAAAUCUUCUGUCGGUCAAACCAGCUUUAUGUGGUCAACCAUUUGAUUUGAAAGUAGAUGAUUUGAGAUUUAUAGGAUUUCCUAUGCUGUUGGACCAGUCUACCAAACAACAGACAUCAGGCAAAAUAUCUCAUCAGAUUGGAUCAUUUAAUAUUGUCUUUGUUUUAAAGGCAUCAGUUGAUCAGUCUGUAAUAAACUGUUAUUUUGACCUGGUGAAACAACUAACAGCUGCUAUUAAAUAUGAAGAGUCUCGGCGACAGUAUUUAUCAGCAGAAGCCAAAAUAAUGAUAUCUAUACAUGAUGACAUUGCUUCUCUUCCCGAAGAUCAGAUGCAUUUCCCAUAUGAUUUGAUACAGACUAAAAGCUCUUUAGCAAGAGACUUAAAAACAGCAUAUGAAAGUGUGAAAGACAAGGGAGUGGUACAUUUAUAUAUAAACAAGUGGAUAGAAGUCACAUUUUGUCUGCCACACAAAGUCCAUUCCAAAUCUUCUGCUGCCUUAUCUGUAAAAGUAAAUCCAGAAGUAAUCCAGAGAUGUAUAGAAGCUUUAAGACCUUACCAUGGAGUGUUAUUACUUGUGGAUGGACAGAAUUUGUUGGAUACUUUGUCAACAGAUUGCACACCAGCUCUGAACAGACUUAUCAAUGUCAUUAUUCAGCAGCCAGUCAGAAGUUUACAGAUCAUAGCAUUAGAGGCUGACCUUAGUUUAUCACAGGUAUUCCAGCUUGUUAGUCAUCUUGUAUACUGGGGUAAAGCUACAAUUGUGUAUCCAUUAUGUGAAAGCAAUGUGUAUUUACUGUCUCCAAGUUCUAAUAUCAAAAUGAAUUCUAAGAUUGCAGAAGAAUUUGUACAGCUCUUUCCUGGACGAUCUUUAGCAGUCGAGUUGUCUGAAUUUUCUUAUCCUACAAAGUUAUGGGAUACACAGGACAUGUUGAAUAAACAACAAAAGCAACAGGAAGAGAAAGUUAGUAUGGUGGUAUGGUUAUUACAGCAUGGAUUGAUACACCAACUACAUACCUAUGUGUUUCUGAUGCCACCACUUAAAUCCAGGCUUUGUGUAGAGGACAGAACAUCUAGUUUCUCUGAUGUAGCAUCAGUAAACAGUGAUGAGAGUCAGCUCCAUUACCAGUCUCCGUCUUCUGAACUGGCAAGUGAUGGAUCUUUUAUAUCUGAAGAGAUAAAAGGCUUUAUGCCCAUGGAAGACACAAUGUCUAAAUUGACGAGAGAGGAGCAAGACUACAUGCUUAAUUUAUCAGCUGCAAAAAAUACAGAUGAUUUAAGACUAUUUCUAAGGCUGUGUCCUUACUUUGAUGGCCUGCAUCAUUUUGAAGAGAUUAUGUUUUAUGAAGACCUUACACGUUCACAGCUUCUGACUUUACUGGACAAGUUUCAGGAUGUUCUAAUAACAUGUCAGUAUCCUGACCAAGCUACGAUAUUUAAUUCAUCCUGAGUGCAAAUUUAUAAAGGAAAUAGACAAGAAUCUCAAAUUAACUGGAGGAUUGUGCAAUACUUGUAAUUUAUUGCUUAUGACUUAUGUGAUCAAUUAUGAAAUUAUUAUUAUCAAUUAGGAGUUGAUACAGAUUUAAUCAGUGAAAUUAUUUGAUAAAUUUUACUAUAUUUUACAUACAACAUGUAAAUGAAGAUAUUGAACGACUGGUUUGAUUGGGAUGUGUCUCAUAUGACAGAACUGGAUACAAGGACACGAAAUUUAUAAACAAGGGAAUUGAAAUUGAUUACCAUAGAAAGGAGGAGAGAAGCUUUUUAUCCUGAAGUGUAUAAUUCAGAUUAAUCAAGGUUAAUGACCAGGAAGACUACACGAUAUCAUGAGGUGAUUUGAUUUGCUGGGUAUUAUCAAUUAUAUAAUUAGGAUAAAAAAGGAGAGAAGUAGUCCAACUAUGUAUGGCAGAAGACCAACAAGAAGAACGAUUCAUAUAAUUGUGUGCAAAUAAAGGCAUUACCAUUUCAAGAUAUAAAGAAUUUGUAUUUGGAUUCCAAGAUAUGCCAAACUAGUGUACUCAAAGAUAAAACAGAUAUAGUAUAUGUCUAAAGUUGACUGUGUCAUAGUUAACCAUUUCAAGAUAUAAAGAAUUUGUAUUAGGAUUCCAAGAUAUGGUCCGAGUACACAGUUAUUUCGUAGUGCAUUUCUUUUAGACAAUAAAUGAAAAUUAAAAAAAUCCCACCUGCGCUUUCUCAAUAAUAUUUUUACAGUGUGUUGUACUACUUUUGGGACAAAUUAUAUCAAAAUUAUAGAAAACUUCAUCGGCUCUAACUCAAAAUAUUGACAAUUUCAUGCUAAGGGGGUCUUCAAAUCUUUUGACAGCUUUCGAAGUGCUAAUUUUUAACACUUUUCAGCUGGACCAAAUCACUACUUUACUUUAAAAUUCAUGACCCAAAUUUUUUUACAGUGUCAUUUCACCCCCCUACUUACUAUUGAAGUCAUAAAACAUGGAGAAAUAAAUUUGGAAGAGGUAUAAAAAAAAUCGACAAGUAACACACUGUCCACACUAGGGACUAUAUUCAUGGACAACGAAAAUCAAAGGACGAUAACUGUGUACCCGGACCUAAUAGGGUAGAAAAAGUUGACCAAUCGUAAUGAAACUUGGGAUGACCAAAGCUUAUUGAAUUAUAAGACUGCUUACAAAGUUUCAUGGCAAUAGGAUAUAUAUUAUAGACAAUAUGACUAAUUCUAUAUUCAACUUUGCGUGUAAAAUUUAGACGUUAAAAUUGAAAAUUUUCAACUAUCAACAUUUGGGGCUUAAAAAAUUAAAAUAUUGCAAAAAAAUACUUUUGAAAUGCCUUAAUAUAUAAUAUAUUAUGUAUUAAAAGCAAUAGAGUACUCAUUUGAUUUAUCAGACUUAUCAUAACUAUUAAAAAGUCAAAUUUAUAUGAGCCUGUGGCUAAAAAUGGAGGUUUUCCAAUGAAGGGGGGGCCUUACAUGAAGAUGUAAUAUUUUCCAGCAAUUUUAAAUUUGUAUAGCUUUUUGGUUAUAAAUAAUCCUUACAUAUGUAUUUAAUGUACUUUAAAUGGAAAGAAAACUUACAAAUAACAUAUCACAUUAGUUUAAAAGGGUCUUAGGCCAAGUAAGACUGAAAAUAAUUUAGGGUCAAUUUAGGCCGUAUCACAUAUUUACAUUUAAAAAUGCAUAUUGAAGCUAUAGGAAAUAAAAUUUUGUGUCUUUUCUAUCAUUUCUAUACUCAGGUGACAUGAUACAAUAAAUCUGAGCACAAAAAGACUCUUGCAUUCAACUUUUUUUGCAGACAGUAUGGUCUGAUACAAAGAUUUUUCACUUUUUAGUGAAAAACAUGCAUGCGAUUUUAGUCUCAACAGUCUUAUAUUUGAACCACUUGCUAUUCUACAGAAGAAAAGAAAGAUAUUAUUUGACAUAAAACAGGUACAAAAGACAUUGUUAAGUGCUUUUUAUACAAAUUUAGUGAGGUCUUUAUAAUGGACUUCAACUUUUAUGUUCCAAGCUCCUCACAUUUAACUUGAUCCAAACAGGGCGUUAGACGAGGAUCAUAUAUACAACACAUUUUGCACAUAUUGUCCGAGAUAAUCUUCUUUUCUGUAGAUUCCGAGUUCACAAAUGAGUAAUACAACUGGAUUGAAGCAUAGAAACCCAAAUAUUGACACAUAAAAACCUGUCAGAUAGAAAGUCAGAAUGCCACUUAUGCAUCAAAAUUGAAAAAGCUAUGAAAUGCUUAUUUUGACCAUAAAAUGCCAAAAUUGGUCAUUUUUGCAGAAAUUCUAUCAAAUGAAAGUUUAAAUCCUUUAGUUUUAUGCUAUUUGAUAAAUUGACACCAUCAAAACAUUCAGGGAAGUUGCCAUAGUACAGAUUCUAUAUUUCCUGAUUUCACCUCUUAGGUCCGAGUACACAGUUAUUUCGUAGUGCAUUUCUUUUAGACAAUAAAUGAAAAUUAAAAAAAUCCCACCUGCGCUUUCUCAAUAAUAUUUUUACAGUGUGUUGUACUACUUUUGGGACAAAUUAUAUCAAAAUUAUAGAAAACUUCAUCGGCUCUAACUCAAAAUAUUGACAAUUUCAUGCUAAGGGGGUCUUCAAAUCUUUUGACAGCUUUCGAAGUGCUAAUUUUUAACACUUUUCAGCUGGACCAAAUCACUACUUUACUUUAAAAUUCAUGACCCAAAUUUUUUUACAGUGUCAUUUCACCCCCCUACUUACUAUUGGAGUCAUAAAACAUGGAGAAAUAAAUUUGGAAGGGGUAUAAAAAAAAUCGACAAGUAACACACUGUCCACACUAGGGACUAUAUUCGUGGACAACGAAAAUCAAAGGACGAUAACUGUGUACCCGGACCAUAUGCCGAUCUAGUGUACUCAAAGAUAAACAGAACUAGUAUAUGUCUAAAGUUGACUGUGUCAUAGUUCAAAAUGUCUGCUAGUCAUGUUUGUCUGUACGUUUGAAAGUUUUGUAAGCUGAUACAUGUAGGAUCAAUAAGGAGGCCUCAGAUGUAAACAACAUGGAAUCUUCAUUUUAACGACAAAACAAGUCAAAUGCCGUUAUAGCCUAUUACAAUUUGUUUUGGUUAGAUAUGAUAUUUGGAAAAUAACUUUAACAUGAAUAUGCACCUAUAACCAUAAACUGUUUUUGAAAAUGGCACUUUGUCAUUUCCUUUCAAUAACUUAUGAACCCUUCUACCAAUGGUUUUCAAAUUAUAAUACUGAUGAAAAAAUUUAUGUAGAGUUCAAUAUUGAUGAUUUUCACUUUUGCCAUUCAGGAGUUCUGGUCCUUGAUAGAUUGGAAAAGAGGUAUAGAAUGUAGAGGUCAAAAAAGCCUGAAAGAUACUUUCAAAAUACUGAUAUUUGACAACUCAUUCCUUGUUUUAUUUUCUUUCAAGUAGGACCUUAUAACUUUUCAACAUUACUACCUACCAUAAAAUGCAGGUCAAGUUUGAUUUUCACUGUUGCUGCAAUAACUGUUCAAGUGUUGAAUUGUCCCGUAAUGGUAAAAUUGAUGGUAUCCAAAUGAUAAAACUAAUUUGAUUUGAAAUAAGAUAUUGUAGGUUUUUGUUUUUUGUUUGUUCAACAUCCUAAGGGAAUAAAUGUUGGUUGUGUUAACAUUUUACUUGUUUUUGUCGAGCCUGCGACUUUUGUCACAGAAAGCUCGACAUAGGGAUAGUGAUCCGGCGGCGGCGGCGGCGUUAGCUAACUUCUUAAAAGCUUUAUAUUUUAGAAGGUGGAAGGUCUGGAUGCUUCAUACUUUGUAUAUGGAUGCCUCAUGUUACGAAGUUUCUGUCAGUCACAUGUCCAAUGUCCUUGACCUCAUUUUCAUGGUUCAGUGACUACUUGAAAAAAAAGUUAAGAUUUUUUGUAAUGUUAGAUUCUCUCUUAUUAUAAGUAAUAGGAUAACUAUAUUUGGUAUGUGCGUACCUUGCAAGGUCCUCAUGCCCGUCAGACAGUUUUCACUUGACCUCGACCUCAUUUCAUGGAUCAGUGAACAAGGUUAAGUUUUGGUGGUCAAGUCCAUAUCUCAGAUACUAUAAGCAAUAGGUCUAGUAUAUUCGGUGUAUGGAAGGACUGUAAGGUGUACAUGUCCAACUGGCAGGUGUCAUCUGACCUUGACCUCAUUUUCAUGGUUCAGUGGUUAUAGUUAAGUUUUUGUGUUUUGGUCUGUUUUUCUUAUACUGUAUGCCAUAGGUCUAUUAUAUUUGGUGUAUGGAAUGAUUGUAAGGUGUACAUGUCUAGCGGGCAGGUGUCAUCUGACUUUGACCUCAUUUUCAUGGUUCAUUGGUCAAAGUUAAGUUUUUGAGUUUUGGUCUUUUUUUCUAAUACUAUAUGCAAUAGUUCAACUAUAUUUGGUAUGUGCUUACCUUGCAAGGUCCUCAUGCCCGUCACACAGUUUUCACUUGACCUCGACCUCAUUUCAUGGAUCAAUGAACAAGGUUAAGUUUUGGUGGUCAAGUCCAUAUCUCCGAUACUAUAAGCAAUAGGUCUAGUAUAUUCGGUGUAUGGAAGGACUGUAAGGUGUACAUGUCCAACUGGCAGGUGUCAUCUGACCUUGACCUCAUUUUCAUGGUUCAGUGGUUAUGGUUAAGUUUUUGUGUUUUGGUCUGUUUUUCUUAUACUGUAUGCCAUAGGUCUACUAUAUUUGGUGUAUGGAAUGAUUGUAAGGUGUACAUGUCUAGCGGGCAGGUGUCUUCUGACCUUGACCUCAUUUUCAUGGUUCAGUGGUCAAAGUUAAGUUUUUGAGUUUUGGUCUUUUUUUCUAAUACUUUAUGCAAUAGGUCAUCUAUAUUUGGUGUAUGGAAAUAUUUUAUGAUGUACCUGUCAGUCUUGCAGGUUUUAUUUGACCUUGACCUCAUUUUCACGGUUCAUUGCUCAGUGUUAAGUUUUUGUGUUUUGGUCUGUUUUUCUAAUACUAUAAGCAAUAGGACAACUAUAUUUGUUGUAUGGAAGGAUUGCAAGCUGUAGUACAUGUCUGCCUGGCAUUGUUCAUUGACCUCAUUUUCUUGGUUCAUUGGUCAAUGUUUAGUUUUCUUGGUUAAGUCUGUAUCUUAGAAACUAUAAACAAUAGGUCAACUAUAUUUAGUGUAUUGAAUGAUUGUAAGGUGUACAUGUAUUUCUUGUUUGGUUUAUAUGACCUUGACCUCAUUUUCUUGGAUCAUGUUAAGUGUAUGUGAUAGUUGUAGUAAAGCUUUAUAUUUAGGACUAUCAACAUAAUAUCAAUGAUUAGUAAAGAAGGCGAGACAUUUCAGCGUGUGCACUCUUGUUUUAAGGAAUGCACUGAUUUUUGGUGUAAAGUUGCAUAUUGGCUAGCCACAAAUAAGCUUUGAAUAUUCUUUUUGAUGAAUUGUUUCAGAUUGAAUAAUGAUCCUCCAGGUCAUGUUCUAAUAAAUGGCAUGAUGAUACAUGUUGUACCAUUAUGUAGUUGCUAUCUGUGUAUUUAAGUAUUCUUUCAUAGAGUAGUGGCAUGGAAUACAUGCAAACCAUAAAAUCUAUAAAAAAAGUUUUUCUUUUUAUUAUUUAACAUUGGUUGAACAACAUGUUAUAAUGGAAUACCGGUAGUCCGAAGUAGUUUUUACAUUGUUGUAAACAUACAUGUAAUUUUAUUAAAACUAUUUAUAAAAAAAUUAACAGAAUAAUUGACAUAAGAAUACAUGAAUCUAAAUGCAUUGUACAUUUACAAUAAAACAUUAAUAUAUCAUGAUACAAGUAAUUUGGCAGCAAAUGAUCAACAUAGAAUUUUCAAAGAAUUUCUUUGCAUUGUAAACUACUCAUGGAUUUUUUUCUUUUUUUUAACAAUUUUUUAAUAAAUAAUGAUCUUUAUUUGAAGAACAAAAAGACCUUUGAUACUGAACUCGAAAUAUCCUAUCUGAUUAAAGAGAAAACAUUAUUUUCUGCAAUUUGUUUUACUUAUGUGAGCAAUUUUUGUGGUUUUUGUAUCAUCAUUUUGGUAUACAAACAAUGAAAUUACCCACAAUGCUUUAGUUUCAGAAACUUGGUAACUAGAAAUCAAAGUACCUUCACAGCCUCCAUCCUUUUAUUUUGAUUUCAGAUAUUUUUGAAACAAGAGAUAAAUUUUUACCAAAAGUUGCUUCAGAUGACUGAUUUAGUAUUAAACCUGUUAACUGAAUUCAUAUAUUUUCACCUUUU